AUGGGCGCCUUGACGGUUUUAAAGAUGCCCACAGAACAUUGGGAUGCCUUAAUCUGUCAUAUUGUGACAGGCCACGCAACUAAAAACUGUAGGUCGUCUGGAUGUAGAAAAUGUGGACAAUUCCAUCAUACCCUUCUACAUUUCAACGGAACCGAUUCUGGGACUGUACAAACCAAUAAUAAUAACACAUCCACCUCUUCUUAUUCCAACAGCACUGAGACUGACUUAAAAGACGUAGCCACAACCUCUUUGUCUACACAUGUGAUGCACACUCCUCUUAUAUACUCACCUUGUAGUUUAGUGGUAAAUGAAAAACGUAAUUCAAAUUCUGUAUUAUUAUCCACUGCUAUCAUCAAAGUUUUUGACACUACAGAUAAGUCACACUUGUGUAGAGUACUCCUAGACAGUGGAAGCCAAUCCAAUUUCAUUUCAGAAAGACUUUGCAACUUGUUACAACUUCCUAUUGAAAAUAUUAAACAUUCUAUCACUGGUAUCAGUCAGAAAAUUGAAACCAUAAAUUCUAGAGUUUUUGCUAAAGUCCAAUCCAAUUUUUCUAACUUUGAGGCGAAUAUAUCGUGUCUUGUACUUAAAUCUAUAACUGGAAAUAUUCCAGCUAUAUCCUUUGACUCCAGUUUAUUGCAUAUUCCCAAAAAUAUUGCAUUGGCUGACCCCGAUUUCAGCUCUGCAAAACCUAUUGACUUACUGCUCGGAGCAGACAUUUUCUGGGAACUGAUCCAUAUUGGUCAAAUAAAAUUGGGUCGAGGACUUCCAGUUUUGCAAAAGACACAUUUUGGAUGGAUUAUUUCUGGUCCUUUACAAACUAAUCUUAGUUCAAGCCUUUGCUCAAAGACACAGUGCUUUUUUACAACUUCAAUUGACAAUCAGCUAACUAAAUUUUGGGAAGUAGAGGAAUUUCCUAAAACUAAAUACUUAUCACCAGAGGAAACCUUUUGCGAGGAACAUUUCUCUCAGCACAUUUCUAGAGCCCCUAAUGGUAAAUUUGUAGUACAUCUUCCUCUUAAGGACUCCAUUGAUCGUCUUGGGGACUCGAAGUUGACAGCUACAAGUCGUUUUUUAAAUCUUGAAGGGAAACUGAAUAAAAGCCCUGAUUUAAAACGUACUUAUCAAGAUUUUAUAACAGAAUAUGAAGAACUCGGUCACAUGACCCUAUCUGAGAAUCAAAAUGAUACUUCUGGGUAUUUUUUACCGCACCACUGUGUGCUUAAAUUAAGCUCCACUACAACUAAACUACGGGUCGUUUUCGAUGCUUCCUUUCUCAGUGGUGACAUUGAAAAAAUGUAUCGACAGGUCUAUGUAGCCCCUGAAUGUCGUAAACUUCAGAGAAUUCUUUGGCGUGCUAAUAUUAAUGAGCCGAUUUUAACUUACGAUUUGUCCACCGUUACAUACGGUACAGCCUCUGCUGCAUUUCUGGCUACUAGAUCUUUGCAGGAAGUAGGUAAAAUACAUGCUAAAGACUGUCCAAGGAUUUCUAACAUAAUACAGCGUGAUUUUCACGUUGAUGAUCUUUUAACCGGCGCACAAACAGUCGAUAAACUUAGACAAAUUAAAGAAGACAUCCAUGAUCUUCUUAUGAAGACACAACUUGUGGAAUUGAAUAAUCUUAAAAUACCAAGACUAACUCUUUGCGGUAAUCCUAUUGAGCUGCAAUUACAUGGCUUCUCUGAUGCUGCGGAGCCAGGUUAUGGUGCCUGCGUGUACCUUUGUUCAAAGGAUUCGUUAGGCAAUUUUUCGUCUAAACUACUCUGUGCAAAAACUAGAGUCUCUCCACUUAAAGAAUUGACUAUUCCUAGGCUCGAGCUUUGUGCAGCAUUACUCUUAGCAGAACUAGCUAAAACUGUGUUAGCUUCAAUACCCUCUACUUUGGACUCGAAGCACUACUGGUGUGACUCUACAAUAGUACUUGCCUGGAUUAGAUCAUCUCCUCAUCGUCUAAAGACAUUUAUUGCUAAUCGAAUAGCUCAAAUUCAAUCCAUAACUAAUAUUGAUGAAUGGAGAUAUAUUAGAACCGCAGACAAUCCAGCUGAUCUACUUACUAGAGGAAUUCCACCUUUAAGCUUGUUAAAUUCUACUUUAUGGUUUUAUGGACCUCCUUGGCUCACUGAAGAUGAGUGGCCAACCGACAUAGUAGAUUUAUCAAAUAUUGAUACUCCUGAAUUACGAAAUGUCACUUCUUUUCAUGUGUCAAUCGAAAAACAUACCAAUAAUGACUUACUUACUUUAAUUGACAAAUUUUCUAAUCUAACUAAACUGGUUCGUACUUUUGCCUUUGUGCUACGCUUUAAAAACAUCCUUAAAUUAAAAUCUAAAUCUGACUUUUUUAAUAGAGAGCUUUCAACUCUGGAAAUUGAGAAUUCUUUGAAUACACUUGUCAGCUUGGUACAAGCUUCGACAUUUUCUGAAGAAUUUAAAGCACUGAAGAAUAAUAAUAAGGUCUUUAAUAAAUCCAAAUUCCUUACCUUGAAUCCCUUCUUUGACCACACUCUUAAUCUUAUUCGAGUUGGGGGUCGUUUGCAACAAUCUAAUUAUGAAUAUCAAAAGAAACACCCUAUAGUUUUACCCCCUAAACAUAGACUUUCACUUUUGAUCGCACAUUCUGAACAUAUUAAGCUACUUCAUGCUGGUCCACAACUUACAUUGGCAUCACUUCGUGAAAGCUUCUGGCCAAUCAAUGGCAGGAACUUAAUUAAAAAGGUUUACCAUGAAUGUUUAACUUGUUUUCGAUUUGUUGCAAAAUCGACAAAGUACCUUAUGGGUAAUUUACCCAAGACACGAAUUACACCCUCUAGACCCUUUUCUGUGUCCGGUGUUGACUACGCAGGGCCCUUCUCCCUUAGGGAUCGCACAGGACGUAAUUUUAGAACUAACAAGGCAUACAUAGCAUUCUUUGUGUGUUUUGCUACCAAGGCUAUUCACCUAGAGCUAGUAAGUGAUCUUACUAGCGAAUGUUUCUUAGCCGCUUUGUACAGAUUCAUGUCACGAAGAGGCAAGUGCAUACAAAUUUAUUCUGAUCAAGGGACAACAUUCGUGGGUGCAUUAAAUGAAUUAAAUGCGUUUCUCAAAGAACACUCUUCUACUAUUUCAGAUAAAUUAGCAAAUCAAGGUAAACAAUGGAAUUUUAUACCGCCUCGCGCUCCACACUUUGGUGGGCUUUGGGAGUCCAGCGUUAAAUCGGUAAAGUAUCAUCUUAAGCGUGUAGUUGGUAGUUUAUCAUUAACUUUUGAAGAUUUUUCUACAAUAAUUACUCAAAUAAAAGCCUGUUUAAACUCCAGACCCUUAUGUCCUCUUUCUGAUAAUCCGAAUGAUCCAAAUCCUCUCACUCCUGCGCACUUUCUUAUUGGUGAACCAUUGACGACGUGCCCACAAGUUGAUCUACUGGGAGUAGCAGAGAACAGACUAUCAAAAUACCAACAUAGGCAACAAAUGGUGCAACAUUUUUGGUCUCGUUGGGGUCAAGGAAUGCAUUGCAGAACUCCAGAUACGUACGAAAUGGAAGCAGAAUUACCCGCAGCUCCUGAAACUAGGCGUUCUUGUGCUCAUCAUGGAGGAUGGAUUACCACCAUUAAAAUGGCGAACUGGCCGAGUGGUACAAAUAUUUCCUGGAGGAGAUGGUAUUAUCCGAACAGUAUUAGUGAGGACUGCUGCUGGCGAGUAUAA
Anthonomus grandis grandis is the source of this 3675-nucleotide messenger RNA. RefSeq lists its product as uncharacterized. Gene Ontology annotation, molecular function: nucleic acid binding. Bases 1 to 3675 code for a protein of 1224 amino acids. Gene Ontology annotation, biological process: DNA integration. NCBI's taxonomy places the organism in Eukaryota, Metazoa, Arthropoda, Insecta, Coleoptera, Curculionidae. The transcript is spliced from 4 exons. The record is from RefSeq and is a predicted model, not a curated record.